Paramecium tetraurelia is the source of this 1389-nucleotide messenger RNA. RefSeq lists its product as uncharacterized. The transcript has 3 exons. Gene Ontology annotation, biological process: protein phosphorylation. NCBI's taxonomy places the organism in Eukaryota, Ciliophora, Oligohymenophorea, Peniculida, Parameciidae. Gene Ontology annotation, molecular function: protein kinase activity; ATP binding. The record is from RefSeq and is a predicted model, not a curated record.
AUGAAAUAAUAACCUAAUUAUUAAAGCUUUACAAGUAUUUUCGAUCUUGAGCAAUCAGUAACAUUUUGGGAACCAUUACAACAACCCCUUCAUGCGGAUAGAUUGCUUUAUAAGGGGAAAUUCUUUGAAUUCACUGGAAAUGUUUGGGUCGAGGAACAUUAUGAUCUCUACCCUGAAGUGUUAUGUAAAGGCUAAUUUUACAUGCAACUUCCUGGAGUGUAAAUAAGACGACUGAAACCAACUGAGACUUAUGGUCCCCACAAGUAUGGAUUAGGGUUCUUAAAAGGGCCAUAUAGGUUGUUAUUAUAUACCGAAUCGGUUGAAUAACUUAAUUAAUGGCAUGACUACUUGAAAAGACUUUGUCUAUUGCCCAAUUUUAACAAACGCCAUAAAUUAAUGGGUAAGAUUAAGAAUUCGCUUAACUUUUAUGAUUGCUAUAAAUGUAUAAAUGGAUAGCAAUAUUAGGUCAAAAUCCUAGAAAAACCUUAAAUAACGCAAACAAAAUAAGUAAUAAGGGAAAUUUAAAUUUUGCGUCGUUUAAAUCACCCUUAAAUCUAAAAAUUAUUAGAAGUUUAUGAAGACAGCAAUACUGUUUAUAUUUUAUUUGAUAAAUUCCUAGGUCAUUCAUUAAAAACAAAACUGCCAGAAUAUUGGAAUUUAACUGAAAAACAAUAGGCAGAGGUGUGUUUUAAGUUAUUAAAUGCAUUGGCACAUAUACACUCAAAAAAUAUCAUUCACAAAGACAUAAGACCAGAGAAUAUCAUACAACUCAACUCUCAAUUAACUAAUCUUAUAAUUGCUAAUUUUGCGAGUGCAGAUUCUAAAGAAAAAUGUAAAAAGAGGAAAGUUUUCAAUCCUGGUUUUAUGGCUCCGGAGCUAUUCCAAAAUAGAAACUUUGAUGACAAAAUUGAUAUCUUUUCUUUAGGAGUUAUCUUCUAUGGCAUUUUCUAUUGCAAAUACCCAUUUGAAGGAAAAGAUUUUAGAGAGACUGCAAUUUUAAAUGAAAAAUGUGAAAUCAAUUUUGAGUAUUCAAAGAAGUUAUCAUCCUCAGCAAUUGAAUUAUUGUAGGGUAUGUUAAAGAAAGAUCCCACUUAAAGGUUUAAUGCCCAAACUGCCUUAAAGCAUCAUUGGUUUAUUAAUGCAAGAAGCAAAGAAUAAAUGAAAGGAAAUAUGCUUGGAGCACCUUCAUUGUCAACAAUCUAAGAGAAAUCAGAAAUUGAUAUUUCGAUGUAAGAUCGUUUAUUUAACAAAUAAUAAUCAAAAUUAAGAGCUAAAUCUGUAGAUACUUUAUUCAUUACAGAUGCAAACGAGAUAGAAUCAAUUCCAUUGCAUCAAAAAAUAUAAAACAUGACAAAUAUUUAGUUUAAUCCAUCCAAGUCUAACCAUUGA